UAUAUAUAUAUAUAUAAAUAUAAAAUUGAAGAUGCGAAACAUGGCGAGUUCAGCCUCGCAGAAAGGAAUCGCCGCCAUUGUCGGCGUCGGCCCCAAGCUCGGCCGCUCAAUCGCCCGGAAAUUCGCCCACGAAGGCUACACCGUCGCCAUCCUCGCUCGAGACCUAGGUAGGCUGUCGAUAUUCGCGGAUGAGAUAGCGAGAGAAGAGAAGGCGCAGGUAUUCGCGAUCCGGAUCGACUGCUCGGAAUCCCGGAGCAUCAAGGAGGCGUUCGAGGGGGUUCUCUCUCUAGGUUUCGUGGAAGUUUUAGUCUACAACGCGUACCACCCGAUAUCGUGGAACCCCACCUGCUUCGCCGACUUACGCCUCGACCGCUUCGAGAAAUCCCUCGCCGUUUCCUCCGUCGGCGCCUUCCACUGCGCCCAACAGGUGCUGCCGGGGAUGGUGGAUAGAAGGAAAGGGACUAUUCUCUUCACGGGGUGUUCGGCUUCGCUUAACGGCAUUGCCGGUUACUCCGAUUUAUGUUGUGGCAAGUUUGCAACGAGAGCCUUAUCACAAUGCCUUGCUAGAGAGUUCCAACCCAUGGGAGUCCACGUUGCUCACGUCAUCAUUGACGGCGUUAUCGGUGCACCUAGGAGCACAGUGUCAUCGACCCCACAGCAAAUUAGGUGGACCUCAUCUUCAUCUUCUUCAGUAGGGGAACAUGGAGGAGGAGGAGGAGGUGGGGAUGGUGUAAUGGACCCUGAUGUGCUGGCGCAAACUUAUUGGCAGUUGCAUGUUCAGGACAGGUCCACGUGGACCCAAGAGAUCGAUCUUCGUCCAGGUGGGCCCAGGCUCGUCUGAGUUCCGAUUACAUCAUCAAAACAUAUUCCCAUUCUUGAACCUAUCUACUUCAUUUGGCUGUACGUUAUAAAUUAACAGAAUUGUCAUCUCAUAAUAUGAUCCAUGAGCAACUAAAUUAAGCAUCAUGUGACAUAAUUUAUAUAUAUAUAGCAUAUAAUAUGUAAUCCAAAUUUGCUCCGACGUCACUCGACUCCUCGAGUCAGUUUGGAUUAGUUUGAACACUUACAUUAUAUAAGCAAAUAUUCAUAUGUAGACUUUGCGUGAAGUUUGUUUGGACAAAUGUAUUUGAAUCGAAUAUCGAGUAAUUUAAUUUGAUGAUCAAUGCUCGUGGCAUGUGGGGAGAGGCCCCUCUUGUGUAA
Molecule: messenger RNA, 1200 nt
Organism: Erythranthe guttata (spotted monkey flower)
Lineage: Eukaryota; Viridiplantae; Streptophyta; Magnoliopsida; Lamiales; Phrymaceae
Product: NAD(P)-binding Rossmann-fold superfamily protein
Source: RefSeq, a predicted model, not a curated record